Messenger RNA from Pseudophryne corroboree (corroboree frog), 1928 nucleotides. RefSeq names its product shisa family member 4 (gene SHISA4). Bases 126 to 1034 code for a protein of 302 amino acids. The transcript is spliced from 5 exons. The record is from RefSeq and is a predicted model, not a curated record. NCBI's taxonomy places the organism in Eukaryota, Metazoa, Chordata, Amphibia, Anura, Myobatrachidae.
UUAGAGAAAUACAAAUCUUUUUUUCUUUUACUUCAUAAUUACAUUUGUCCAUGUUGCACGUGCAUAUUUAUAUUUGCCUCUCACACGAUUGCACGUAAGAACGCACUGUGAGAUGCUGCCGCUGUAUGCAGUAUGUUUACUACUGUUACCGGGAGGAGCAAGAGGCACAUCAGAGGAGGAGACGGCUGGCUGUGGCUGGCCCUCUCCGCACAUGUACAUCCCUUCACGCAGACUCCAGGCCGCCGGAGUGUACGAGCCACUACAGGGUGACUCCCUCUAAGCUCCUGCAUAGUCCUUUCUGGAGCUGGAGGCGGCAGAAGAUGGCACCGCAACUUCAGGGAGUCGCCUGGAUCCUGCUCUACGUCUUGUCAGCAUUCGUGUCCGGGGAUGAAGACUGUCUCUGGUAUCAGGAUCGCAGAGGUGGUUGGCACCCUGGACAUGACUGUCACUUUGGUACCUUUUGCUGUGGGGACUGUCACCUGAGAUUCUGCUGUAUGGAUCCUAGUAGACUGAUGACUGAGAGAAUGCAGAAGAACUGUCUCUCUUUAAGCCCAAAGACUAUUGUUGGCAUUGGCUUUGCAGUACUUCUAUUCUUCGUGGUGAUUGUUACCCUGAUUUGCUGCUUCAUGUGCUCUUGCUGCUAUUUGUACCAGCGGCGCCACCAGCGAGGAACACCAUACACAGUUCAAGAAAUCCAGAUGUCAGGAGUUCCCCAGCAAACUGCAUAUCCUACUCAGCCUCCAUACCACACACAACCUCAGUACCCUAUGCAGCCUCCAUACCCUAUGCAGUCUCCAUACCCUAUGCAGUCUCCAUACCCCCCACAACCUCCAUAUGCCACACAACCACCGUAUCCAAUGGAUCCUCAAUUUGCUUCACCUCAACCAGGAUAUGAACCUGUUCCAAUGUACCCACAAAGCGGUCCAGCAGCCCAAUACCCCAUGUAUAAUCCGACACCACCUGUGUACAAUCAAAAUGUUGCUGAUCCAUAUCUGGCACCUCAACAGCCCAACACAAUGAAGCCUGGUCUAUGACAACAAAGUGAUAAGAAUAUCAUAUUGUGUGACUGUGUGUCUUCACUCACCAAUGCUCUCCAAUGGGAAAAAAAAACUUAAUUAUAUCAUUGAAUUACAUUGAAUGGGAGCAUAAUGUUCUUUGUAUGUUUCUAUAUUUGGCAGUUUACAGAUAUGUAAUUGUGAGACGGAGCUCAUAAUUGCACUCACUACUUUUAUUAUUGUUAUACAUUAUCUUUGUGUUUAUGUUUGAUGCAGUGUUAGGUUUAUAGUCAUAAAUUCUCUUUUGUGGUCCGCUAAAAAGGCUGCCUGUCAGGCACUGUAAGGGAAGUAUGUAUUUUUUAAUUACAUUUCACACAAUAUUUUAAAAUACAAUAUUAUUGUUCUAUUCUUCUGUUUAAUUAUGGCUUUUGUAACAACAAUGUCCCCUAUAAUUGAUCAUUGUCCCUCAAAGCAACAUUUUUGCUUUGAAUGCAAGUAAUGCUCUCCGAGGAAAGGGUUAUAUACUUCCUUGUACAGCUCUUUUAUCACUUGAGUCUGGCGAAGCAUCACUGGCUGUGGCUUUGAAAAAUGCAGAUCAUAUUGAUGGAAUAUUAUAAAGCUGGUUACAAAUGGUCUUUGUUGAGUUUGAAAUAUUGAUAAUUCCUAUAUUUCAAAUGCACAAAUGUAUUAAUGGUUUUUAACUGAGUAUAUGUAUUUAGUAAAAGGAGGAAGUAUGAUAUUGAACAAAAUAUAUGUUUUGGCCUCUUGGUGGCACUGUUCUGUUGUCUAUUCAUUUUAAAUUGGUAAAACAAUGAUAAAACCAAACUAUAUUAUCAGUGCAGAGUAAAGUGAAAGUAAAUACUUAUCAUACAGUAAGUCAUGUUUCUUUCUUUUUUUUUUUUAAACAAGUAAAUUCACUUUCAUAUUUAUAUA